AUGGACAAAGAAGAUGGAAGUAUUCGGUGUCAAAUCAUGUGGCAAUUGGAUCAGGACAAGAAAUACGAUGAAGUCACCGAACAUUUGCUCACCGGAUGCCUAAGUUGUGUGACAAACCCAAAAAAGAGGUUCAACGGAAAGGAAAUGCUCUUUCCAGAUGCCCCACCGCCCUGGAUCAAAAUCCCGGAAUCGGAAGCCGCAAACCCAGACGCAUGGAAGACCUAUCACAAGAAGCGAGUUCACACACAAAUGACGCCGGAGGAGUUCGAUCAGUUUUUGGUGGAUUCAGAUAUGACAGACAUCAUGAUAUGCUGGGAAAUCGCCAAGUUUAAAAGAAUCGAACGAGUGGCCGCUUGGCCGAUGGUUCGUGAAAUCCGUCGAAAGCAGAAGGAAUUGCGUCUGGAACAGGAGAGAAAGGACAAAGAACAACGAAAAAAGGAGUCGGAAGCGAAGAAAGAGGCGGAAAAGUUGAAAAAAUUGGACGAAAAACGGAAAUUGGCGGAGAAAAAGCAGCUGAAAGACGACGAGAAGCAGGAAUAUCUGGAAAAAAUGGCAGAAGAAGAGAAACUUCUCGUUGAGGUGCUUGGAGAGAAAGAUUCAGAUGAUGGAGAGCUGAUGACGUCAUCACAGGAUUCUGAAACGGCGAACGACUCGGAGACUUCAGAAAUGGCUGAAAAUUCGAAAUUCCGGAAGCCUUUGCCACAGAAGAAGGAGUUCAAUUUGAGACACGCUAUGCCGUGGUCACCGUCUGCUUAUGAUCUACUUUGUAGUGAUCUUCGAUCGAUAAUUGAUCAUAGUUCACAGAAAAGAGUGAUCGCGAUGUGUCAGAAUUUAUUGUAUAAUGGAGAUCUGAGACAUUCUGGAAAUCGAUUCGAGUUGAAGGAUCUCCGCAGAGCAUGUGAAUCCGAAUACGACACUCUCGCCGCGGCAGCUCUCGAACACGCCCGUGAGAACGCGUGUCAUCCGAUCGAUUUCUCAACGGAUCGAGCGAUUCGACACGCUUUGCUUCACUUUAAACAACGGGAACCCGCCGAUGACUCCGCCCAUUAUCUAUUCAAAUCUCCCGUUUUCACUGUUGAAAAUGUGGAAGUAGUGAGUGGAAUCAGGAGUGAGGGACAGUCAUUGAUACCGAAAGUGGAGAAAGUGCUGAAAGUGUCGACGGUGAAUAGUCAGCUGACUAUUCCGGAUAUAUCCAAGAAGUGUGAAGUGAAAAUGGAUUUUAGACGUCCCCCACCGAAAUCCCGUCUCAUCGAAGACGACGUUGCCUUCUCGAUGAUCAAAUCGUCUCCUCAAGUGUCUGUACUGGCAGAUGCGACAACAAUAUGUCAUCUGAUGACUCCCAGUUGGGAAUCAAGAGAUUAUGAAUUCGGAUGUCCUAUUCAAGUGAGAGAAACACGCAUUGAUGGAGCGACGACGAAGAAGAUUGUUGUGGUGUCGAAACCGAUGCCUAGUAAUACGAUUUCCCGUGCCUCAAUCCAACGAAAAGCCAUGAAACAACAACUCCGCAAUCAAUUCCUCCAAGAUCACCCGAAGAAGCCAAAGUCCCGCCCACCACCCUCCUCCGAAUCCGAAACCCUCCACGUCAUCUGA
Molecule: messenger RNA, 1590 nt
Organism: Caenorhabditis remanei
Lineage: Eukaryota; Metazoa; Nematoda; Chromadorea; Rhabditida; Rhabditidae
Exons: 7
Coding region: 1-1590 (529 amino acids)
Source: RefSeq, a predicted model, not a curated record